AUGCAGGCAGGGCCAUAUACCUAUCAUAAUAAACCACUGAUUUUGCAAAACUGGGAAAGAGAUUUUCACUUUGAUCCUAAGUGUAUUACGACUAUACCAUUGUGGAUACAAUUGCCUAACUUAUCAGUUGGAUACUGGACAGCAGAUGCAUUAAGUAAGGUGGCAAGUGCUGUGGGAAUGCCUAUGUAUACAGACAGAUACACAGCUGAAUUAGGGAAGAUUUCUUUUGCAAGAAUACUUGUGAAAGUGGACAUUACAAAACCCUUGGUGGAGACAGUUGAAAUCAUUACUCCAACUUGUGUGAAGCAGCAGGAAAUAGUGUAUGAAUGGAGGCCAAAAUUUUGCUCUGAGUGCUUGCACUUUGGGCAUGAAUUGAUUGAAUGCUGGAAGACGAAUAAGAAAGAGGAGAAUGAAGAAUUCCAAUUGCCUAGAAGAAGAAGUAGAGGAAGAAGGAACAGAAUCAUACAAGAGUGGAAACCAAAAGAACAACAAGCACAAGAGGAGACAAAUGAAAUGGCCAAUGUGGUACAGGAGCAGGUGGAGAAUGAAAAGCAACCACAUCACAGUCUAGCAGACCAAAGAGGAAAAAAGGUAAUAAAUACAAAGGAAAAUGAAAAACAGGCUUACUCCCUGAGCAACCAGAGAAAAAGUGAAGAAGAAAAUAGAUUUGCAGUGCUGAAAAAAAUGUCACAUGAAGAUGAGCAGGGAGGAGGAAUGGUGCAGGAGAGGGUACAACAACCACCAUGA
This is a messenger RNA of Nicotiana attenuata, 747 nucleotides long. RefSeq lists its product as uncharacterized. Bases 1 to 747 code for a protein of 248 amino acids. The transcript has a single exon. The record is from RefSeq and is a predicted model, not a curated record. Lineage: Eukaryota; Viridiplantae; Streptophyta; Magnoliopsida; Solanales; Solanaceae.